Messenger RNA from Pelmatolapia mariae (spotted tilapia), 2569 nucleotides. RefSeq names its product interleukin 17 receptor D (gene il17rd). Bases 72 to 2342 code for a protein of 756 amino acids. Gene Ontology annotation, molecular function: protein binding; interleukin-17 receptor activity. The record is from RefSeq and is a predicted model, not a curated record. NCBI's taxonomy places the organism in Eukaryota, Metazoa, Chordata, Actinopteri, Cichliformes, Cichlidae. The transcript is spliced from 15 exons.
AUGGAGGCCGCAGGCUGGCCGUCACCUUCAGAGCCGACAACUGCUCAUUAAACUACCCACUGGGGAAGCACAUGAUCCGUGAGGUCACCAACGUCUCCUUCAGUCAUCUAGCCUGCGACGAUCAGGCCGCCGUGGUUGUCCACUGGUCUGCGAGCCCACUAGGGAUUGAACACAUUAAAGGCUUCAGAGUUUACCUGGAGGACAAGAAUCCAGAAGGGAAACAGUGUCAACACCUCAUCCUCAAAGACCCACGACAGCUCAACUUCUCCUACAAGAACACGAAGCUGAGCAGUCAGCCGUUCAGCGGUUUGAACUUUGACACUGACUACAUGGUUCGUGUGGUUCCCUUUCCAUCUCAGAUGAACGAGAGUUUCUUCCCUCCGUCUUUCCUCAAAACUAACUCGUGCGAAAUGCUCCUCGGAUCAGACAACCUGGUCUGCAAACCAUUCUGGACACCAAAGACGCUGAACGUGUCUCAGCUCGGAUCGAGCCUUCAUGUGGCCUUUGAUCAGGCUCCGCCCUCCUUUGGUUUCCAUUUCUACUACCUGUACUACAAACUGCGACCGGACGGAACCUCCAAACUGCAGCGCUGCAAACCGGAUGUGAAUCAGCCCAGAACGACAUGUAUCCUCCAGGACGUCACUCCAGGGACCUACACUAUAGAGUUGAAAGAUGACAGCAACACCACCAGGAUGCACACUCAGCACCACGUCAGCCAGGUCCACUCCCCCUGGGCGGGACCUAUCCGUGCCAUGGCCAUCACGGUGCCGCUGGUUGUCAUGUCAGCAUUUGCCACCCUCUUCACAGUCAUGUGUCGCAAGAAGCAGCAAGAAAACAUCUACAGUCAGCUGGAUGAGGAGAGCAGCGAGUCGUCCAAUCACAGCGCAGCACUGACCACUGAGCGGCCGUGGCCCCGCCCCAAAGUCUUCAUCUGCUACUCGAACAGAGACUGUCCCAAACACACCAGUGUCAUCCAGAGCUUCGCCUUCUUCCUGCAGGACUUCUGCUGCUGUGAGGUUGUGUUGGACCUGUGGGAACACCUGGAGAUGUGCAAAGAGGGUCAGAUGUCAUGGCUCAGCAGACAGCUGGAUGAAGCAAACUUCAUCAUCACCGUCUGUUCCAAAGGCCUGCGCUAUUACGUGGAAAAGAAGAGCCGUCGAGGGAAGACGCCAGUGAGCCGCCGUAGUAAUGGGAGCAGCUCUUCGAUUACUGCGGUUGGUGGGGACCUGUUCAUUGUGGCGGUUGCCAUGAUUGCUGAGAAGCUGCGGCAGGCGAAGCAAAGCGAAGACAGCGGGGCACAGGAGAUGAACCGAUACAUGGCGGUUUACUUUGACUAUUCUACAGAAAGCGACAUCCCCACCAUGCUGAGUCUGGCUACCAGGUUCAAGUUGAUGGACCAGCUGCCUCAGCUCUUCAGUCGGUUCCAUUCGAGUCAUUCCAGUCUGACUGAUCGUGAGCAGCAGCCUCUUAACAUUUCCCGGAGGAACUAUUUCAGAAGCAAGUCCGGGCGCUCGCUCUACGUUUCCAUCUGCAACAUGCACCAGCACAUCAGCCAGAACCCCGACUGGUUCGAAAAGCAGCUCGCUCCUGCAGGAGCAUCCUCUACCUCUCCUGACUCCUCCUCCAAACAUCUGUCUCUCGCUGCUGUCCAGGCUCCAAGCCUUCCGCCCAAACCUUCCUGCUCCUUGUCAUCUCAGGCUGAGCAGAGGUUUGACUCUGGCUUGGUGCUGAAUGAGGUGGUGGUGCGAAUGCCAUCACUGGAGAGUGGGGAGGGCGUGACGGGGAGGAACGUACUCCAGCUGGCCCAUGGUUCCAGCCCUGAUCCCAACCUUGGCCCGAGUCCCAGUUCCAGCCCUGACCCCUGUCCCAGUCCUGGUGUCUGUCCCAGUCCAGACCUACCACACUCUUCUCUGUUCAUGCUAGAUCCCAAUUCAAGGUCUGCUUCUGGAAUAUCUGGACUGUUAUCCGAAGACUCUUCAUCCUCCUUGUCCUCCUCUGGUCCUUCCAUCCUCCAGGAUGGCAUUUCCCCUGGUCAGGGACAGGCUGAUGAAGGCCGCCCCACUGUUCCAGAGGUCCCCCCUCCUCGUGAUUCAGGCAUCUAUGAUUCAUCUGUUCCUUCGUCAGAGCUUUCUAUUCCCUUAAUGGACGGACUGUCACAUGACCAGGCAGACUCCUCCUCCCUGGCUGAGAGUGAAUCAUCUUUCUAUGGUUUGAGUGAUGAAGAGGCACCCGCUGCCACAUCGCUCAGCUGCAGCGCUGCCACGGUGUGCAAAGCUGAGCUGCACCACCAUCAUCACCUCGAGCAAAAUGACGCUGUUCUCACACCUGUGGCAUCAUUGUAGGGGUAUGCCUUCAGCCAAUCAAAAGAAGGCUAGCCCGGUGAUGUCAUCUUGUAAAUCAAUGUGCCAACUUGGACCAAAAAGUUGUCUUUGUGAAGAAGGCGAAGCUGGAAAAACCGGAGUGGGAAACAGUUAUGACAGAUCAGCAUUCCAGAACUCAGUUUCUGUGUUAACCACUGAGUUCUAGAACACUAUUCCAUGGUAACUGUGGUAACCACUAUGUUGUAAAA